AUGGCGACACCAACAGCAGCGGACGCAUUGGCAGCCGCAAACGCAGCCGCAAACGCAGCUGCCACAACCGCUACAACCGUUGGCAAUCGUAUUGACGCCGUGGAACUUCAACUGAACAAUAUUGCGACCCAACUCCAGGCCCUGAUCUCGGCCGCAGCAGCGGCCGGUGGUGGCGUCGGUGGAGCAGACGGCGGCGGUGGUGGCGAUGGUGGCGCCAGGGGUGGUGGUGGCGCUGGUGGUGGCGGCGGUGGCGGUGGUGGCGGGGGUCUCGGACCAGCUGGGCCGACCCAUCCCGCACUGCCUCCUGCUCGACGUCGCAUCGACCCGUCGGGACUGGAAAAACUCAACGGCGACGUUCAACUUCCGCAGCUGCGGACAUGGCGGAAUCGGUGGAACGACUUUCGCCAACUGAACCAGCUGUCAUCGUAUCCCCAAAACGAACAGACAGCGGCAUUCCGCAUGGCAGUCGAUCCUUCCAUGCAACAAGUGGUCGAGGUGGCACUGAAUAUCCCACCUACCACACCUCUUACGCCCGACGAAAUUUUAGAUCUAAUCGCGGACUACAUCCGGGCCAAGAGAAACAUUGCGCUGGAUCGGGUAGCCUUCGAUGAGUGCCAUCAGUCGACAUCCGAAUCUUUCGAAGAUUUUUAUAUCCGGCUCCGACGUCUGGCAGACGCGGCCGACCUAUGUGGAACCGCAUCGCCACGCGGAUCAUGGCAGCAAGCAAUCAACGUGUGCAGGAGCGAGGAAGUGGCGAGAAUUAACGAGAAAUCUCUGAGCAACCAAUCGGCGGUUCAUCACGUCCCCCAAGGCCAGCGCAGUAAUUUGCCAACAUCGUCGACGCCCUGUGGAUCGUGCGGCCGGAACGCCCACCGACCAAACGAGACGUGCCCAGCAGUGGGGAAAUUGUGCUAUAAUUGUGGUGGCUCCAAUCAUUUUUCACCACGUUGCCCUAAACCGCGGAAAAACGCCAGUUCAAAUGGCGGUGGAAACGCUUCCAAUGGCGACAACGGUACGGCUGGCAACGCCGCCAGUUCUCCAGGAGCCCGACCCCAGGGCAGAAUCGGCCGGAUUCUCGUCGGGUCUGUAAACGCCAGCCGACGAUGGCGCCGCGCCCCUACUGUCUCAUUACAGAUCCUGGACACCCAGGGACGGCAGCUUACGACCAUCGAUGACGCGAUACCCGACGGCGGUGCUGAGAUUUCAGUCGGUGGGUUGGACACCCUCUCGCAGCUCGGUAUGACGGAGGGGGACUUAACUUCUUCAUCCUACGAUCUGGUCAUGGCGGAUCGCUCGUCUCCCCUUCUCGUCGUCGGCCAGGUGGUGGCGAGGGCCAUUUACGGCGACGUCACUGCCGAAAUAACAAUCGUCAUUUGCCCGGAAAUAUCCGGCCUGCUUAUCUCCUAG
Messenger RNA from Daphnia magna, 1407 nucleotides. RefSeq names its product homeotic protein female sterile-like. The transcript is spliced from 2 exons. The coding region runs from base 1 to 1407 and encodes 468 amino acids. The record is from RefSeq and is a predicted model, not a curated record. Lineage: Eukaryota; Metazoa; Arthropoda; Branchiopoda; Diplostraca; Daphniidae. Gene Ontology annotation, molecular function: nucleic acid binding; zinc ion binding.